This is a messenger RNA of Lathyrus oleraceus (garden pea), 627 nucleotides long. RefSeq lists its product as uncharacterized. The transcript has a single exon. The coding region runs from base 1 to 627 and encodes 208 amino acids. NCBI's taxonomy places the organism in Eukaryota, Viridiplantae, Streptophyta, Magnoliopsida, Fabales, Fabaceae. The record is from RefSeq and is a predicted model, not a curated record.
AUGUUAAAAAAGAUAGAGAGUCAUAUGUCUUUGUUUAAAGCACUCGAGCGAAUUCCCAUGUACAAAAAAUUCAUGGAAGAGGUAAUGGCCGAAAAGAAACCAACAACAGAAGAACCCGUAUCCUUGAAGGAAAAGUGUAGUGCAAAUUCACUAGGGCAGAAAAUUCCAAAGAAACAGAAGGAUCUUGUAACGGUAACAAUAUCAUGCACAAUAAAAGAGAGAACUUUCAAUAAGGUACUAAUUAAUUCUGGAGCUAGUGUGAGUCUGAUGCCAUUAUCAAUCUACCACAAGUUGGGUAUUAAUAAUGUCAGUGGUACAAAGACAAAUUUGAAGUUUGCGUAUUACUCGAGAAAGGAUGCAUAUGGUAUAGCAGAAGACGUAUUGGUGACAAUAGAGGACUUGAGUUUUCCUGCUGAUUUUGUGAUCCUAGACAUACCUGAAGAUGAAAAGACACCCAUAAUUCUUGCUCGACCUUUCAUGCAGACAAGUCGAUGCAAUAUUGAUAUGGACCAGGGAACGUUAACUUUAAAAGUUUAUGAUAAGGAAAUAACAUUGAAUACUGUUAAAAACAAGGAGCUAGGGGUAGAAAAAGAACAUCACUAUCAAGUAGUCUUGAUCAGGACAUAG